This is a messenger RNA of Globicephala melas (long-finned pilot whale), 3287 nucleotides long. RefSeq names its product zinc finger MYND-type containing 11 (gene ZMYND11). Gene Ontology annotation, biological process: regulation of signal transduction; regulation of transcription elongation by RNA polymerase II. The record is from RefSeq and is a predicted model, not a curated record. NCBI's taxonomy places the organism in Eukaryota, Metazoa, Chordata, Mammalia, Artiodactyla, Delphinidae. Gene Ontology annotation, molecular function: DNA binding; transcription corepressor activity. Gene Ontology annotation, cellular component: nucleus.
CGUCGGGCAGGGGCCUGUUGGUCUGCGGGGGUUCGGCUGCGCACCCCGCCUUCGGCCGGCCGCGGAAGGGCGGCCCUGCAGGAGGAGGAGGCCCCGCAGGAGCAGGACGGCGCGGGGCCUUCACGGGCCGCGAAGCCGGGGAGUCGCGUGAGCGCCGCCCGCCGGGCCGGUCCUCCCCGCGCGCCCAGGCCUCGGGGCCAGCGGUUCGGCUCGGGGUCCGCCGGGACGCGGCCCUCUGAAGGAGUAAACAGGUCAUGGCACGCUUAACAAAAAGACGGCAGGCGGACACAAAAGCUAUCCAGCAUCUUUGGGCAGCCAUUGAGAUUAUACGGAAUCAGAAGCAAAUUGCCAACAUUGACCGUAUUACAAAGUACAUGUCUCGAGUCCACGGUAUGCAUCCAAAAGAGACCACUCGUCAGCUGAGCUUGGCUGUGAAAGAUGGUCUUAUUGUGGAAACGCUAACAGUGGGCUGCAAAGGUUCAAAAGCUGGUAUCGAACAGGAAGGAUAUUGGUUGCCAGGCGAUGAGAUUGCCUACAGUAUGCAGCCUUUCUCCAGGACAGCAACCCCAAACAAGGACUGGGAAACAGAAAAUCAUGACUGGUAUUGUUUUGAAUGCCAUUUGCCUGGAGAGGUGUUGAUAUGUGACCUGUGUUUUCGUGUGUAUCAUUCCAAGUGUUUGUCUGAUGAGUACAGGCUUAGAGACAGCAGUAGUCACUGGCAGUGCCCAGUUUGCAGGAGCAUCAAGAAGAAAAAUACAAACAAGCAGGAGAUGAGUACGUACCUGAGGUUCAUCGUCUCCCGCAUGAAAGAGAGGGCUAUUGACCUUAAUAAAAAGGGGAAGGACAACAAACACCCCAUGUACCGGCGGCUGGUGCACUCGGCGGUCGACGUCCCUGCCAUUCAGGAGAAAGUGAACGAAGGGAAGUACCGAAGUUACGAAGAGUUCAAAGCUGAUGCUCAAUUGCUUCUCCACAACACAGUGAUUUUCUAUGGAGCAGACAGUGAGCAAGCUGACAUAGCAAGGAUGCUCUAUAAAGACACAUGUCAUGAGCUGGAUGAAUUACAACUUUGCAAGAAUUGCUUCUAUUUAUCAAAUGCUCGUCCUGACAAUUGGUUCUGCUAUCCUUGUAUACCUAAUCAUGAACUGGUUUGGGCUAAAAUGAAAGGUUUUGGAUUCUGGCCGGCCAAAGUCAUGCAGAAAGAGGACAAUCAGGUUGACGUCCGCUUCUUCGGUCACCACCACCAGAGGGCCUGGAUUCCUUCUGAAAACAUACAGGACAUCACAGUCAACGUUCACCGGCUGCAUGUUAAGCGCAGUAUGGGCUGGAAGAAGGCCUGUGAUGAGCUGGAGCUGCAUCAGCGCUUCCUUCGUGAAGGGAGGUUUUGGAAGUCUAAGAAUGAGGACCGAGGGGAGGAGGAGGCAGAAUCCAGCAUCUCCUCUACCAGUAAUGAGCAGCUAAAGGUCACUCAAGAACCGAGAACAAAGAAAGGACGACGUAAUCAAAGUGUGGAACCCAAAAAAGAAGAACCAGAGCCUGAAACAGAAGCAGUAAGUUCCAGCCAGGAAAUCCCCACGAUGCCUCAGCCAAUCGAAAAAGUUUCUGUAUCAACUCAGACCAAGAAGUUAAGUGCCUCUUCACCAAGAAUGCUGCAUCGAAGCACCCAGACCACCAGUGACGGAGUGUGUCAAAGCAUGUGCCACGACAAAUACACCAAAAUUUUCAAUGACUUUAAAGACCGAAUGAAGUCUGAUCACAAGCGAGAAACUGAAAGAGUUGUACGAGAAGCUCUAGAAAAGCUGCGUUCUGAAAUGGAAGAAGAAAAAAGACAAGCUGUAAAUAAAGCUGUAGCAAAUAUGCAGGGUGAGAUAGACAGAAAAUGUAAGCAAGUAAAGGAAAAGUGUAAAGAAGAAUUUGUAGAAGAAAUCAAGAAGCUAGCAACCCAGCACAAACAACUAAUUUCUCAGACCAAGAAGAAGCAGUGGUGCUACAACUGUGAGGAGGAGGCCAUGUACCACUGCUGCUGGAACACAUCCUACUGCUCAAUCAAGUGUCAGCAGGAGCACUGGCAUGCGGAACACAAGCGCACCUGUCGCCGGAAAAGAUGAAGGCUGGUUCUUUCUGGAGAAUCACUGACGAUUAUUCUUCUCAGACACAGCGGUUUUUGUUUCCAAGAAGCCAAAAUUGUUUAGAAUUUGCUUCCCAUUUUGCACCAGCCUUUAAACACUUUUCGUGAAGAAAUUUUGCACAGUAGUUAAAUCUUUUGUUAAUGCUCCUCUGGAGUUUUUCAGGGGGUAAAAGUAACAUCAGUGGAGGGUAUUAUUUUAAAUAAAUUUUAAUUGAGAGUUUGUUGCAUUUUCAGCAAAUUUUAAAACAUUUUUAGGUUUUACAGAGAUUUUAACCUUUAAACAACAGAUCUUUAAAAAAACAGCAGGUGAAUACAAGUGAGUUUAACAAAGAAACAUUUAAAAUAGAUCUGAAUGUAAGAACUACAGAACUGUUUCAGAAAUAAAGCAUACUACCUUGAUGUGAAAUUUAUUUCUUAACCUUGUUGAGCUGGUUUUGUUCAGCUUAAUUUACUGUUUAAAGGCAUUAUCUAUUGGUUAUGCCAGUGGGUAUAUGAUUGAUUGAAUUUAGGGAACAGGGUUGACACAGCAGGUGCUAGUCCUGCAUAUUUUUUCUUAAAUAUUUCCCAAUUGUGUUUUUCAUUAUUUCUUUUCAAUAUAUAACUUUUAUAACAAAUUAUUAGCUUUGAUCUUGUAGUUUAAAAUUGCAGGGAACUGGGGUAAUCUUUUACUGAGCUGGAUCUUAGAGAAAAUGAAUAUUUAAAUUUUAAAGUUUGCACAUUUCAUCUUUGUCCUAACAUGAGUGCUUGUAACAAAAUAAACAAAAAUAAAAAGCCAAAAACUACCUUUAUCCAUACACGAAAUUAUAGAUGAGGCAUACAAAUUUCUCUAAUGCUUACCUUCCCUCCCCAAAUAUCAUCUGAUUGAUUGAUUGCCUAUUAUCUGGUGUCACCUCUUACAUUGUAAGUUAAUACUGAAAGGAAAGAAAGCACUUAAGUUUCACAGAAGCCGUUAUGUUUGUAGUAGUGGGUCAUUGCCUACUAAUGAACUCCACCACUGUACACAGAAUGAAGAAUAAUGCAUGUUAAUUUUCUUGUAUUAAAGAUGCCGUGAUUUGUAAAAAGUCUGUAUUUUGCGGAAUGUCUGGAUUAAGAAGCAUUACCAAUAGGAAUGGAUCGAUAGUUGAAUAAUGAUUUUUUUUAUACAUAGACAUAUAAAAUA